This is a messenger RNA of Poeciliopsis prolifica (blackstripe livebearer), 550 nucleotides long. Its product is annotated as polyadenylate-binding protein-interacting protein 2-like. Gene Ontology annotation, biological process: negative regulation of translational initiation. Lineage: Eukaryota; Metazoa; Chordata; Actinopteri; Cyprinodontiformes; Poeciliidae. Gene Ontology annotation, cellular component: cytoplasm. The transcript has 4 exons. Bases 140 to 538 code for a protein of 132 amino acids. Gene Ontology annotation, molecular function: mRNA regulatory element binding translation repressor activity. The record is from RefSeq and is a predicted model, not a curated record.
GCAACCAUCAGUGACGCAGAAGAUGUAAACAAACAGAAGCUAAGCAGCCAUUUCGGUUCCGGAGGAGUUUUUCCUGCUCUUUGGGCGUUGGGGAAUUUUAGCGUCGAAUAAAUUAUUUUUGCUGGGUGUUAAAAGAGACAUGAAGGACCCGACCAUCGGAACCACAUCCACCCCCACCGGUGCCGGAGAGGUCGUCCUCAGCAGCCAGUUCGGUUCCGAGGAGGAUCCGUUUGCGGAGUACAUGUGGAUGGAGAACGAGGAGGAGUUCAACAGACAGGUGGAGGAGGAGCUGUGGGAGGAGGAGUUUAUGGAGCGCUGCUUCCAGCAGAUGCUGGAUGAGGAAGAGCAGUGGGAGUGGUUCAUCCCGUCCAGAGACCUCCCCCCCGGCGGCGUGGCUCAGCUGCAGGACCAGAUCAGCCUGCUGGUUCUGGACCCGGACGUUCGCCCCGACGCCUCCGACCUGGAAGUGGUGGUGAGGAGCAGCCUGAAUCCAAACGCCAAGGAGUUCACUCCAGGGAUCCAGAAACACAACCUGUGACCCUUAGCCCCG